Bombus pyrosoma is the source of this 2407-nucleotide messenger RNA. RefSeq lists its product as uncharacterized. Bases 786 to 1247 code for a protein of 153 amino acids. Lineage: Eukaryota; Metazoa; Arthropoda; Insecta; Hymenoptera; Apidae. The transcript is spliced from 2 exons. The record is from RefSeq and is a predicted model, not a curated record.
AAAUAUUUUUAAGCUUUCUAUAACAAACUUUUUAAGAACAAGAAGCUAUUUUUACUGUUUUUUCAUGUUUUUGAUCAAUAUGGAAAGUAUAAAAAUUUGAGAAACAUAUCCAAAGACUUCCUCCAUAGCGUAUCGAUUUUUUACAUGGGAUUCUUUUUCUCUCUACAGUAAUGUUAUUAACGUAAAGAGGUAAUGGUAAAACAUACCUAGUUAUGGCAAAAAUAAGACACAAAAGAUGUAAUUAUUAAACACAUUGCCUAGAAACUAGAAACCUGAAAAUCGAGAAUUUAUUUAUAAUCUUUGGGUAAUCAAAGACUAUUAAUAAUUUUUUCUAUAAAAAUAAAGGAAAGAAAAGAAAUGAAGAGAAUUCUUAUACACAUACAGGCGUUUAUGCCUCGUGUUGAUUUGCACGCGGAGGGUAUUACAAUACAAAGGAGAACAUUGCAGGAUUUAGAUGAAGUUGUGACAGUGACCAUACCCAAAUCCACUCCAUUCUACACUACCUGACAAUGAACCUUUAGACUUUGACCUUACUUUUGCACAUGGCCUAACACCAAAUUUUCCCCAUUACGUAGGGCACUCAGGAUCCUCUCCUUGCCCCUCAACUCCUACAAACUCAACAUAUAAAAUGAAAUAUUGAAUUUGUAACUAACACCACAAAAGGAACCGCGAAAUCGAGAAACAGGGAUCGUGUACCUGUAGCUAGCGCACCUGAAAUAAUAUUUGACCCUGAAAGCGACGACGAUGACGAAUACCAAGACUACAAUGAACUACGACACCAGACUAUGUUAUCAGCGAAAGACGCAAUAAGAUACAUUCCAAUUUUAAACGGUGACGAUGAUGUUGGAGUGGAAGAUUUCAUAAAAGAAGUACACACUAUGCGAAUGCGUUGUUCACAAAGAGAUUUGUUAUUGAAAGCCAUUAAAGUCGAUAAAAUAGUUGGUAAAGCCGCGCGAAAUAUUCGGAACAUACCUAUUGAAAAUUAUGUAGCUUUACAUGACGCUUUAAGAUCCAACGUAACAGUUCAAGUAACAUCUGAUGAAUACGAAGAACAAUUACGCGAUUUGAAACAAGGACGCGACGAAUCUGUUCAAAGUUUCAAUAUCCGAUUCCGCCACAUAUUAAAUAAACUUACGACUUCGACACAACAUAGGACGCAUACUGUUAGCAAACGAACCAUUUUCAUUGAGCGAAACAAAAAAUUCAACCACGAGACUAGUCUUGGGGUGAUCUUGGUCGUGAUUUGAACAACUAUUUCAAUACUUUGUAACUUCGGUACUUCAUUGUAAUAUUGUACUUAACCACUUUGGUGAAUAAAAGCAUAUAAAAAUAUUAAAGGAAAGUCAAGUUAAGCUGUCGCUCAGUUCUUCCUUUUUUAUCACGAAUUUUACAUGACAAAGUCGUGGCGUCAACUACGCCGCCAUGACCCACCGUUCACUUUCAUAAUCACGAAUAUCGCGAAUAUUUUGUUUAAAUGAUAUUUUCUAUUCAAAAUUGCAUCUAAAUUCGCAGAAUACAUUUCUGUUCAUAAGUGAUGACUUGUGUAUAUACAUUCUUGCUCUUUUAUUAUUGAUAUUUAAAAAUUGAUCGAGAUGUCCCUGACAAUGAGACCCGAUAAAUCUCCUUACACAAAUGGAUAUACAGGUUGGACCAACUAAAUACCUGUCUAUUGUUGUAUGAAAUAACCUCUGAUGAUAAAGUUGCACUGUUUCAACGAACACGUGUAACGGUAAAAAUAUUUUUCUCUCAGUGUCAUUUUUUUACGAGAUUGCAAGAUUAUUGAUAUUUUUCAAAUGGAAUCAUAUAAUUAUAUUUCGUAAAAAAACAAAAAAGUUCAUCGAUCUUAUUAUCAUACUGUCCUCCCAAUCAUUUAAUUUUGACACAUUAUACGAACCAUAUAUAAGACAAUCUAAUCGAAUCAAGACGAUUCUCAAUACAACGACACAUAUUCGGCAGUUUAUUAUCUUAUAUCUUAUAUUAUAUUAUAUUAUAAUAUAUAUAUAUUUUAUAAUUUUGAUAUUCUUUUAUGAAUUUUUCUAUAAGUAUGUAUAUAAAUGCACAAUCUAUAAUAUGUAUGAUAAAAUGUAAAAUCGUUUACGGUACAGAAUGUUACAAUCUUUUUAGCUGUAAAUAAUGCAAAGUAAGCUACGAACAUGUGUUGUUGCAUUGAAACAUAUACGUUAUGUCCCCGUUCCUUGAAUUAAUUUCUAUUCUGUGGUUCAUUUUUAAAUGUCUAUUAUUAGUCAAUCAAAGCCUUAAUUUUUUUAUUUUUCGUUUUUAUCUUAUUUUGACUGAUAAAAGUACCCUUUAAACCUUUUACCAGUAACCUUUUCACUAUUUACUAUAUACUAUACAAAUAAAAUAAUUUCUGCAUCAUAUGCAAUUAAUUAUUUUAAAUAUUUUAUAC